AUGGGAAACCUGCUGAGCGUGCCGCCGCUCUCGCCACCUGCAGAGCAGAAGCGAAUCCUUGCAGCUACUGAGAACUCAAAGUCUCCUAUCGUGCUCUGCGCUGAACCGCUAUUCGUUGAUGAAGUAAUGGCCGCACCUGCUUCUUGGAGCGAAGAAAGUCUUUGCCGGACCAUCCAGCGCUUCUUCGGUCUGCUUCCAGACUCUCCGGCAAGUCACACUAUCCAUCAUCGAUGA
Molecule: messenger RNA, 234 nt
Organism: Phytophthora infestans T30-4
Lineage: Eukaryota; Oomycota; Peronosporomycetes; Peronosporales; Peronosporaceae
Exons: 1
Coding region: 1-234 (77 amino acids)
Source: RefSeq, a predicted model, not a curated record